AUGGACACAAAAAUGAAAGAUUUGGACAACAAUUCAGAUGCUCAAACUAAUCGAUCUCAACCGCCACCAUACUCCGGUUCUCCUGAACAAGCAACCGUAGUGCAACCAAGUAGCGCAAAUGUACAUGGGAUGACAAUUAUACAAGGACCCACAGUCGGCCCAACUUUGAUUGUAGGACACAAUGUGGGUCCGGGACCUACCGGCUCCUACUGCACGACGUGCAACCAAAAUAUUGUCACUAGGGUGGAUAGAGUUGCUUCGGCGAAAACACAUUUGUUUGCUGCGCUGCUGUGCGUCGUAAGUGGCUGCCUCUGCGCGUGGAUUCCUUACGUUAUGGACUCCUUUAAGACAACUAAUCAUUACUGCCCCAACUGUGGAGUAUUCAUCGGAUCGCACUCGUGA
Molecule: messenger RNA, 402 nt
Organism: Pararge aegeria (speckled wood butterfly)
Lineage: Eukaryota; Metazoa; Arthropoda; Insecta; Lepidoptera; Nymphalidae
Product: lipopolysaccharide-induced tumor necrosis factor-alpha factor homolog
Exons: 3
Coding region: 1-402 (133 amino acids)
Molecular function (GO): zinc ion binding
Source: RefSeq, a predicted model, not a curated record